UAGGAAGUUUAUAUCCAGCACCUUGGUUACACCUAUAAAACGAGCACAGUUCCCUUGAUACUUUUCAGAUGAUAGCAAAAUGUGUAGCAUUGUGUUCGAUGCAGAGGUGGUUUCUCCACCCAGUCACCUGAAUGUGGCCUUUUUCGAGGAUGUGCUUGAGACAGCCCUUCGAACUACAAGAGUGCAAGUGCUGACCAUUCAUAUUCGAAUGGGCAGCAGCACUGGGGAAAACUACUGCAGUCGGAUCUACCGAGCUAACGUCUCGUUCAAACGUCCCGAUCAUCCGGAGCAGCACAUGGUAUUUAUUGUGAAGAGUGUUCCUCACCUAAAUUCAGUGGAAUUCAUUGAAGAUCUAGAAGUGUAUCUGAAAGAAAAGAUCACUUACCACGAAGUUCUUCCCCGGCUAGAGAUCAUGAUGCAGUGCAAGCGUCGCUUUGGACCCAAACUUUUCCAGUGCAUCAAGCGACCGGAAAGCACCCUUGUGUUCGAAGAUCUGGGCCAAAUGGACUUUGUGAUGGCCUCACGGGAGGUAGGUUUGGACGAGGAACACUGUCUGCUGGUCAUGGAGCGCUUGGCGGAAUUCCACGCCACUUCGAUGGUGCUGGCAGUGCUGGAUCCGCACAUCUUUGACGCCUAUGCCGACGGCAUGCUCUCGCCAAGGGGACUCGCAAAGGACGACGGCAUGCUUAUGCGCUUCUUCUCGGGCAAUGGCAAGGAACUGCACAACCUGGUGAGCUCGUGGCCCGGGUUCGAGCGCAUCGCAGAGAAGAUUGAAAAAUACCUGCAAAACCAGAGGUCUAAUCUGGUACGCAGCCAAGCGCCUCAGGAUAAUGAGGUUAAGGUUCUCAACCACGGUGACCUGUGGGUAAACAACAUGCUAUUUAAGUACGACACAGCACAUCGGCCGCAGGACCUUAUCCUCAUCGACUUCCAGCUUAGUGUGUGGGGCAGUCCGGGCAUCGACCUCAACUAUUUCUUCUAUACCAGCCUCACCCUGGACGUACUGCGUCACCGGCGGCCCCAGCUGCUGCGAUGCUACCACGCUAGGCUGGCUAAAACACUGCUCAAUCUUGACUUGGGGGUUCCCGUGCCCAGCUACGAGCAGAUCGAACAGGAGGUUCACCGCCGCGAGGCCUAUGGCUUCUUUGCCAGCUACGGCAUCUUUCCAACAGUCAGCCAGGACAAGGCCCAGACCGCCGAUAACAAUCUGGAGAACUUCAAGAACGAAGACUUCGCCAAGCAUAAAGUACGUCAGAUGUUCGAGUCUCGUCGGUUAACAGAGACACUGCGCUACUCGCUGCCGCACUUCGAACGCGCCGGCGUUUUGGAUUGAGUUUCGUGUAUUUUAAAAAAUACGUGCAUUAUACAAAAUUUAUGCACAAUUUUUUUUAAUUUGGAUGUUAA
Messenger RNA from Drosophila elegans, 1404 nucleotides. RefSeq lists its product as uncharacterized. The coding region runs from base 80 to 1333 and encodes 417 amino acids. The record is from RefSeq and is a predicted model, not a curated record. The transcript has 3 exons. Lineage: Eukaryota; Metazoa; Arthropoda; Insecta; Diptera; Drosophilidae.